Messenger RNA from Xenopus laevis (African clawed frog), 3870 nucleotides. It is a transcript of the gene fcho2.S, whose product is annotated as FCH and mu domain containing endocytic adaptor 2 S homeolog. Lineage: Eukaryota; Metazoa; Chordata; Amphibia; Anura; Pipidae. Bases 260 to 3199 code for a protein of 979 amino acids. Gene Ontology annotation, cellular component: presynapse; clathrin adaptor complex; plasma membrane. The transcript is spliced from 28 exons. Gene Ontology annotation, biological process: synaptic vesicle endocytosis; clathrin coat assembly; intracellular protein transport. The record is from RefSeq and is a predicted model, not a curated record.
AAUUUCGCCUUCCACGCGCGUAAGGUUAGUAUUGUGCGCGCGCUCGGCUCCCCCUCCCCGGGUUCUGGUGCGCAUGCGCCUUGAUGCCUACGGGAGGGGGAGGAGGCUGACAUACACUGUCGGGAUCCGUAGCUGGAAAGAAGGAGCAGCCAGGGAACUGUACAUCGAGCCGGGUAACCCGGCGGAUCAGGGGUUGGUUUGGAGAAAAUUACAUCAAAAGGCGUUGGGCUUGUAGCCGCUUCGCUCUCCCGCUGGCACCAUGGUCAUGGUAUAUUUUCUGGAGAACUUUUGGGGGGAGAAGAACAGCGGCUUUGAUGUACUCUAUCAUAAUAUGAAACAUGGGCAGAUAUCCACAAAAGAAUUGUCUGAAUUCAUAAGGGAAAGGUCAACAAUAGAAGAGGUGUAUUCCCGAUCAAUGACCAAACUUGCCAAGUCUGCGAGCAAUUAUACACAGCUCGGGACAUUUGGGCUGGUCUGGGAUGUUUUCAAAACGUCAACAGAAAAAUUGGCUGGGUGUCACCUUGAACUUGUUAAAAAACUACAAGAUCUCAUUAAAGAAGUUCAGAAAUAUGGGGAAGAGCAGCUUAAAGCUCAUAAAAAGACAAAAGAGGAAGUAUCUGGAACCUUAGAGGCCGUGCAAAACAUCCAGAGUAUUACACAAGCUCUGCAGAAAGCCAAGGAUCUUUAUAAUGCAAAGUGCUUAGAGCAAGAGAAGUUAAAAAAGGAGGGGGCAGCAGCAAAAGAAAUAGAAAAGGCAGCUGUCAAAACGAAAAAAGCAACAGAAAGCUAUAAACUCUGUGUCGAAAAAUAUGCUGCUGCUAAACAGGAUUUUGAGCAGAAGAUGGCAGAAACAGCCCAGAAAUUCCAGGAUAUUGAAGAAGCUCAUCUCAUCCGUGUAAAAGAAAUCAUUGAGUCUUUCUCCCAUUCCAUCAAUGAAGUCCAUAUCCAGAUUGGUCAGGUUCAUGAAGACUUAAUAAACAACAUGGCAAACAUCACCGUGGAUAGCCUAUUACAGAAGUUUGCAGAGUCUAAAGGAACUGGGAAGGAAAGGCCAGGUCCCGUUGAAUUUGAAGAAUGUAACACAGCAGUGGUAGUGGAAGGUGUAAAACAAAGAAAAAGAAAAACCUUUGGGCUGCCAGCAAUAAUCAAAAAGGAAAAAGAUACAGAAUCUGUGGAAAAUGCAGAUGCUGAUUCUCUGAACCUCCCUGCAGUCGAUGAAGAGGGAUUUAGUAUUAAACCAGAAGAAAUCCAGAAUUAUACCAAAGAAAACCAUUUCUACUCAAGUGAUUCUGACUCCGAUGAAGAUGGGCCAAAGAGAUUCCACGUGGAGAUCAAGCCUGUGCAGCCAAAUAAUGGGGCACACAACACUCUGGCCUCUCUGGAUGAGCUGAAAGUGUCCAUAGGAAAUAUUUCCCUUUCCCCAGCUGUGUCUAGACAAAGUCCGGCACAGAUGAACAGGAUCUCGUCAAGUGAAGAUAUGAAUAGGACUAAGCUAACAGGACAACCAGAGAAAGUCAACAGCGAUCUUCUCGCUUGGGAUCCAUUUUUUGGCUCAUCGCAUGAGUCGUCUCCCAUUUCCUCCUCAAGCUCCACAGCUGCAGAAAAGGAGCAGUUGGGGAAUUUUCCCUUUCCCCCCACAGCUUCUGCCUUUCCAUUUGAUGACACACCAGGUUGUGAUUCUGCAAAUACAUCCCAUAUAGACUUUGGCAACAGCCUCUUUGAUACCCGUGGCCCAGUAAAUGCAUGUGUAGAGACCACACAACCCUCCUCUUCACAGCCUCAAAAGCAUUGGACCUCUUUUUAUGGGAUUUUCAAGCAGAAUACAGGGAGCCACAGAAAACUUCAAAGAUUUCAUAGCCUUUAUGACAAAGCUGACAAUGUGCCGUAUAUUAUAUCAGAAAGAGCUCAGAGAUCCUGUGCUGUGGCAGCUGCUAGUGACUUGGCUAACAUUAGCUAUUGGUCAGAUAAUGUAUUCACUGAGGAAAGUUCUGUUUCUUUGGAGAAGUCUUCAAUAUCUUCAUCCUCCAGCAGUAGCCCAUUUUCUCCUGUUACUAAGCACAAUGUGUCCCCUCCUGCAAGGCCGACUACACCUCUUUCAGUUGGCAGCAUCGGCCCACCACCUCGACCUGCUUCACGUCCAAAGCUUUCUGCGGCGAAACUCUGUGGAAUUAAUGAAGUACCACGUCCAUUCAGCCCUCCAUUAACCACGAACACUAGUCCACCUCCGUCAGCCUCCUUGACUCGUGUCGAAAGCUCCUCCUCAAUAUCCUCGUCCGCUUCUAUAAGUGCAGCAAAUACUCCAACCUUUGGUGUCGUAAUCUUCUGGAGGAAACAUAUCUUUUUCAGCAUAUCCCGGGGCCCCAGCCCAGUCACCCUUGGGAACCAAGACACGUUGCCAGUUGCUGUUGCUCUUUCAGAGUCCGUGAAUGCCUAUUUCAGAGGAGCAGAUCCCACAAAAUGCAUUGUGAAAAUAACUGGGGAUAUGACGAUAUCAUUUCCAAGUGGGAUCAUUAAGGUUUUCACAAGCAACCCAUCUCCAGCUGUUUUGUCCUUCAGGCUGAAAAACACCAGCAGACUCGAGCAGAUCCUACCAAAUACUCAGCUUUUAUACAGUGAUCCAUCUCAGAGUGACAACAAUUACAAAGAUUUCUGGAUGAACAUGCAAGCUGUCACUGCCUACCUCAAGAAAUCGUCUGAACAGAACCCAUCAGCUUCAUACUAUAAUGUAGAUAUAUUAAAGUAUCAGGUUUCCUCAAAUGGAAUCCAGUCCACUCCUCUAAAUCUUGCCACCUAUUGGAAAUGUACCUCAAGUACAAGCGAUGUCAGGUUAGACUACAAGUACAACCCAGAAUCUAUGGCUAUGCCCAGCACUUUGUCUAAUGUACAGGUGCUGGUACCAGUUGAUGGAGGAGUUACAAGCAUGCAGUCCCUGCCCUCUGCAAUAUGGAAUGCAGAACAAAUGAAGGCCUUAUGGAAAAUUUCUGUAAUUUCCGAAAAAUCUGAAAAUGGAGGAGCUGGAUCUCUUAGGGCAAAAUUUGACCUUUCUGAUGGACCUAGUAACCCAAGCACACUUGCAGUACAGUUUGUUAGUGAAGGCUGUACACUCUCUGGCGUUGAUAUUGAGCUGGUCGGGACCGGAUAUCGACUCUCUUUAGUCAAAAAGAGGUUUGGCACAGGAAAAUACAUGGCAGAAUGUUGAUUUUAUUCCUUGUGAGAUCACAUAUUACGCAGAACAGCCUUCCUGUUAACUUAUCGAAAAACUCUUCCAUAUUGCUGUUUUAAUUACAGAUAUAUAUUUUUUAAUUUUUGACUUAUUUUAGAAGGUCUUUCUAUUUUGCUGCCAACUUAAGAAUAUGAAAAAAAAUGCACUUUUUUAAUGAUUCGUUUUGAUGAAAUAUCUACUACAUGAUGAUGUAGCACUGAAAUUUUCUCCAAUGGUGGUUACAAAUGAUUUCUUUUUUUUAUUCUUUUAUGGCAAUAUUUGUGCAUUUCUAUUAAGGCAUAACUUACAUAUACAGACCCAUGCUAUAUAUACGAAUGUAUACCAUGCAAACACCUGGUAACUGGUUCAAUGACAAGUAUCUUUUACAUUAUUUACGUUAGUAAUGGACAACCCCUGCCUUCUGAACUUUGUUGAACUAUAUCUCCCAGGAUCCUACCAGUAGAAUUCUUGAGAUUUGUAGUGCAGCAACAUCUAGAGGGCUGCAGACUGCUCAUGCUUACUCUAAUUGCUCAGUAUGAUAAUGGAGGUUGAAACUUGGGUCUUGAUACAAUAUUAGAAGGUCAAGUGUGCAGCCAAUAAAAAUGCAGUAUCUGCAGCCAAUGGAAAACCUGCUGGAGAGCUAUUUGUAGUUCAGACGGGAUGUUCAA